AUGGCGCAGUUUGUGACAGGUGCUGCGAAGCACUUUGCAGGCAAGCGUUUUGAGGAGUUUGCUGGUCGAUUUGAGCCUCAGCGCCAAGUGCCACCAGGCUUGACGAAGCAGGAGGAGAAGAUUUUGCGUAAAAUCAAAAGGCGUGCCCACUACCUUGACAAAGGCUUCAGGGUGUGCGGUUUGCGCUUCGGUUGGACCUUCCUGAUCGGUUUGAUUCCCUUUGUCGGUGAUGCUGUUGAUGCGUUGCUCAGUUACAACCUGAUUGUGAAGAAGGCAAAGCAAAUUGAUGAUAUUCCCAAGGAACUCGUGAACAGGAUGGUUGCCAACAAUGUGGUGUCAGCUGGUGUGGGUAUGAUUCCUCUUGUUGGUGAUGUGAUUUUAGCCUCGUACAAGACCAAUUCACGGAACGCCAACUUGCUGGAAGACUGUACGUAUUCUAUGUCGGCUCACCAAGUAGACCUGCGAAAGCGUGCAGAGCGACGUGGUACAUCGGCCCCUGUCAGCUCCGUGGCUACAGGUGCUAUGCCAGCGCCUGGUGCGCAUGUAGGAGCCACGUCGGAAGCGCCGGCUGUCCCACCUCGACCCCAUUAA
Molecule: messenger RNA, 591 nt
Organism: Malassezia pachydermatis
Lineage: Eukaryota; Fungi; Basidiomycota; Malasseziomycetes; Malasseziales; Malasseziaceae
Exons: 3
Coding region: 1-591 (196 amino acids)
Source: RefSeq, a predicted model, not a curated record